CGAUGCAUCGCCACCUCUAAUAGAAACGCAAUUAAACAUAUUGCAUUGUUUUGCGUAAAUAAAAGUAAGUUUCGCAGGCAAUGGCCUCGAAUCAGCAAAUCAAUACGCAGCUAAGCAAAAAGCUAUCCUGGCUGUUGCGGCACGGUGCGAAAACGGAGGGAAUCACGAUCCGUGCUGAUGGAUUUGUUAGCGUUCCCGAUUUGCAGAAGCACCCACGCUACUUGUGCUUCACCUUAGAAAAACUGAAGGAGAUUGCCGCCGCGGAUGCCAAGCAACGAUAUACUCUUCGCUGGAAUCCAGAACUCGGAGUCCAUGAGAUUCGCGCCAAUCAGGGACACUCAUUGGCGGUGCUGGAAGGCGAAGCUGGCGGUCUCGAGAAUAUUACCCAUGUGAGCCAGGUACCCCUGGCAGUUCAUGGCACCUAUUACAGACAUUGGGGGGCAAUUAGAAGCCAAGGGCUAAGUAGGAUGAACCGCAACCAUGUGCACUUUGCAUGCAGCGAUGAGACCAAUUCCACUCUGAGUGGAUUCCGCAGCGAUUGCCAGAUUUUGAUAUAUCUAAACGUGGAAAAGGUGCUGGCGGACGGCAUACCCAUCUAUCGAUCCAGCAAUAAUGUACUGCUCUGUCCGGGAAUUGAAGGCUUCAUACAUAGUUCCUACUUUCAGCGUGUAGUGGACAAGAAAACGGGGCAACCCUUACAAAUUGAUCAUUGUUAUUGAAUAGAAUAAACCUGGCCGUUAAGCAGUAAUUAAAACGAUUUUUUACAGAAAUGCCGGCCCCUGCCUCGGAAUCAACUUCUCCGCCUGGGGAUGGUGACGGUAAUCUUGUGCUUUGCAUGGUAUGCGCUGCUCCCUUCCGGAGUAUGCAGGAUUGCCUUGCCCACGAGCUGAUCAAGCACGCCAGCAAGCCACAAAAGCAACUGCGACAGCGAUUGAACGCCAUUACCAAGCUAUUUAACAGCGCACAAAGCCAAUCCGAGCGUCAAGAGCUGCGGGAGGCUCUCGAAUGGUCCGAGUCCGGCGGGCACUUGUGCACCGUAUUGAAUUUCUUUGCUUGUGAUCUCGAAAAUAUGAAAACCUGCUUCGGGCACGUCCGGAACUGCAUAGAGAAGGAGAUGAGGGGCAGGGUUAGGGUGUUCCCCUUUGGUUCACUGGUUACGGGUUUAGCACUGAAGGGUAAGUGAUCACCAGUACAAGAAAAGCACAUAAUCCGAAUCCUUUUCCGCAGAGAGCGACAUCGAUUUGUUUCUGGAGCCCAACGGCAACCAGCCACCAUUGUUCCAUAAUCAGCUAUACAACAAGACCUCACACUUUUUACGAAGAUCCAAAUGCUUUGCGGAUGUCUUCACCAUUCGUCAUGCCAGCGUGCCCAUCAUUAGAUGUAAGCAUCAGCUCACCGGACUCAACAUAGACAUCAAUAUGUCAAAUCCGAAUAGCAUAUAUAACUCCCGAUUUGUGGGCGAACUGAUGUUUCGCAAUGAGCGGAUACGCGAGCUCUGCCUGUUUUUGAAAAUUUGGGCCAAGAAGCUAAAAUUGAUUAGUCAUGGCGGCAUGACAAGCUAUUGCUUAAUAUCCUUGAUCAUCGUUAACUUGCAAGUGAAUCGACUAGUGCCCUCCGUCAAAGAGCUCCAGUCACUCUGUCCACCGGUUAUUUUGUCGGGCGUUAACUAUGCCUACAGCCUGGACCUAACGCCGCCGAUCCCAGCACGGCUCACCACGCUGGAUUUACUUAAAAACUUCUUCAUAUACUACUGCACUGUCAACUUUGACAAAAGUGUAUUGAGUCCGUUUCUGGGCGGCUGUGUGGACAAGGAGACAACACUGGGCAUGCCGGGAGGUUUUCCCGAGUACGAUGAGCAACAAAAGCUCGUGCAUGAUGCAAUAGGUGCGCCGCCAGACGCUUUCCAGCUGGAUAGGGCCAUGUGCGUACAGGAUCCCUUCGAGCUCAGUCGCAACGUGGCCAAAUCAGUGUCCAUUUCAAAUUUAUGUUACUUUAGACAAUGCCUAGUCCUGGCAGCUCAAGCGUGCAGCGAUCAGGAACUAACUUCGCAACCAGAGAAGCUAUACGACUACCUAUUAUUUGGCCUGGCGGAUAAGUUAGUAGCCGACAAAAUAGUGGCAGAUAAAAGAUCAGAAAGGGCUACGCCGCGAAAGCAACAAAAAAUUGAAAACGCCCAUGUGCAACCGCCAAUCGUCGAUGAGACACAAGAAACAAAAGUCGCCGAAGUCGGAGUUUGUGGGACACCGCCCUUAGUGCGAUCACACGUCAUCACGCCCACCACAAACGAUGUCAAAUGCCUGCGCUCCAUUGUGCUGGUCAAGAACACGGAGAACGAUCAGAGCAUAUAUUACUACUGGUUGAUCUGCUACGUGGACACUAUAAAGGAUGUGCUAACUCAACUGUAUGCUUUGAAUGUGGAACUUAAAGAAUCGAAGGAGCCGAAACACUACAAGUGGCUAAUCAGCAUUUCUUACGACACUUGGACAGGACGCUCUUUCCAACGUGGCGCCGGUCAAUCUUUCUUCGCCCACCAGUUGCAGCAGACGAUUGAGUUUACGAAGACGAGAAUGGGAAAUCCGCAGUACGCAGUCAAUUUGCGCGGCUAUUUCACGCUGCAGGCCAGCGAGGAUUACAAAGAGUUGCGCCUGGAUGUGCAGCCUCUUCAAGGAGAUCUCCUCGGACUGCAGCGCAAUAGUCCGCUAACAAGGCUUUUUAAGGCGUUUAAGAAUCUCCUGGGCAACUAUAGUUUCAAAGAGAAGGUCAGCACCUGGAAGUUUUGCGCCACAACUGACCAAAUAUGAAUAUCAACAUGUCAUGCUUUAUGUACAUACUUUUUGAAUUCAAUGGCAAAUUGAAAACACACCUUAAUGACAUUAUUAACAUUAUUUUAUUUGAAUGUACAAUAUCACUAUAGGCUAAACUAAUACCUUAAAUUAUAAGUGUAACGACGACUAAUCAUAUGUAAAGUUGACUAAACGAUUUCUUGGCAAAAGUCUCUUGGAGCAGGGAGAAAUUAUUUACAAGGGCGACAACAAAGCUUAUCUAAAUCAUUUACAAGUGUGUGUCUGAAACUCCCCAAGAAUAAUAAAGAGGUUAUAAUUGUGUAAAGU
Molecule: messenger RNA, 3110 nt
Organism: Drosophila melanogaster (fruit fly)
Lineage: Eukaryota; Metazoa; Arthropoda; Insecta; Diptera; Drosophilidae
Gene: Tpt
Product: tRNA 2'-phosphotransferase
Exons: 1
Coding region: 81-719 (212 amino acids)
Molecular function (GO): transferase activity; tRNA 2'-phosphotransferase activity
Source: RefSeq, marked reviewed